GGCUCCUCCCAAAGGGAAGAGGCGGAAGCUGAGCUGAGCCACGCAGCGGCUGCUAGAUCUCCCGGGGCCGUAGUCAAUCUUCAGGUGUGCUCUCCGCCAUGGCCGAGGCCGGCCGGCCGCCGCAGGCCCGCGUGCUGCUGCAGCAGUGCCUUCAUGCCAAGCUGCAAGUCCGUCCUGCCGAGGGCGACGUCGAGGCGCAAUGGGUGGAGGUUCCAACAGCAUUAGUGAUCUAUGUCUGCUUCUUCAAAGGUGCUGAAGAAGACCUUCUGCCUAAAAUGGUUAGCACACUGUUGAAUGUGAAAUUAAGUGAGGCCGAAAAUGGCAAGCGUGUCUCUAUAUUGGAUCUACCUGGGAACAUCCUCAUCAUCCCCCAAGCCACCCUCGGAGGAAGAGUGAGAGGAAGAAACAUGCAGUACCACACCAACUCUGGAAAAGAAGAAGGAUUAGCACUUUAUUCUCAGUUUGUGACUCUGUGUGAAAAAGAGCUUGCUGCCAACAGUAAAUGUGCAGAAGCCGGUAUGGUGGUGAGACAUGGAACUUAUGGGAACAGACAAGUGUUAAAGCUUGAUACCAACGGACCCUACACACACCUGAUUGAAUUUUGAAAAGGCCUCUUCGGUUUGUAUAAGGUGAAGUGGUCAGGACUGGAAUUGCUAGACGGCUUUUGUUUUUUUAAGAUCUGUCAUUACAGAGUUUUACCAUAGGGGGCAGCUAGGUGGCGCAGUGGAUAGAGCACCGGCCCUGAAGUCAGGAGGACCUGAGUUCAAAUGUGGCCU
This is a messenger RNA of Phascolarctos cinereus (koala), 776 nucleotides long. It is a transcript of the gene DTD2, whose product is annotated as D-aminoacyl-tRNA deacylase 2. Gene Ontology annotation, cellular component: cytoplasm. The record is from RefSeq and is a predicted model, not a curated record. NCBI's taxonomy places the organism in Eukaryota, Metazoa, Chordata, Mammalia, Diprotodontia, Phascolarctidae. Gene Ontology annotation, biological process: tRNA metabolic process. Gene Ontology annotation, molecular function: D-tyrosyl-tRNA(Tyr) deacylase activity.